AUGGAGACUCCUACACUUCGCGACCCACGCAGCGUGGAUAUCACCUUUUUAGAAUUGUCGGAUGAGGCAGACCUCACUAUUCGGGAGCGAGAGGCUCUAGUAACCGAUCGUGGGAUUACGGGGCGCACUGCAAUCUUUGACCUGAAAACGAUAACACCAUUCAUCUCGUUUCCAAUAGAUAUGAUGCACGAGACUUUGAACCUUGUGAGGGAUUUUAUGAAGAUCUGGAAAUGCAAAAAUGCUCACCUCGCCGGAUGUGCAGAUGCACCGCAAGAGUACGUAAUAAGUGAUGAACGAUGGAAACAGAUUGACGAGGAGCUACGGGAGUUGGGGAACAGUGUCCCGGAAGUCUGGUUUGGAGCGAAACCCCGGGACAGUUCUGUGUCAGGCAAAUGGAAAGCAUCGGAAUGCAAACAAUUUCUAUUGCACUAUGGCCUCGUUCUUCUGGAUGGCCACCUGCCGAUGAAAUUCCUCCUAUGGUUCAAGCGUCUUUCAGAUCUCGUAGAGCUGUGUACCAGACCGGCAUUGUCCGAUGAUGAUGUUACCGAAAUCGGGAAUCUCUCCCGUUCGUUCGUCAGGCACAUGGAACGAGACUACUGCGAGUACAGUGAGGAGCGUGUGGGAAUAUGCAAGUUUAUUGUACAUCAAUUGAUUCAUCUAGAAGAGAACAUUCGAGCUUUCGGACCGCCUGUGAACUACGCGCAGUGGUGGGUGGAGCGUUUCAUCGGUUGGGUGAAGAACAGACUUAACGGGCGCGCCCUUCCGGCGGAGGCUCUAACAGAGAGUUGCAAACUAAUUGAGAGUUACAAGAUUGUGUUCAAGGAGCACUUUGUACGGUCUGACGAUCACGACUCAUCUUCUGACAGCGAUACAGAAGAGGGUAUAUCGAAUGGUGGCAGCCUUCACCAUCAUACCAAAGAUCUCAGGAUCUCUGGAUACGCCAUCGGGAACAGAACACUGAAGAGACUUUUAAUCGAUUAUCUCGUACGAACUGAGGAUAUGACCGCUGCUGAUGCAGAGAGUUGUGUUCAGGAUGAAACGGCCCAAUGCUUCAAACAGAUUCGUCUGAACGUAGGGACUUCGAAACAGAAAGUUGGGGCGUGGGAUACCCGAAGCUGGCGCAAGGGUGCAACAUCCAAUUUCUACGUGAGUGCCCAAUUUGAAUCUGAUCGCGGGGAAAAUGCUAGAGAGGUGUACUACGGUCGUAUCCGUCGGAUCUUGGUGUACAAAUUUCACCUUCCCCGCGGGCAGGAACUCCGCCAACUAGUCGUUUCGGACUGGGCUCCAAAUGUGAAGCGGACCUCUCUCGCCCAGGUAUAUGCACCAACAGCGGCCGUCUUUCAGACACCAACAGUCGAAGAUUCAUCAGUGCUUCUCCAUCUUAUAGGGUUAUGGACCAUGCCUAUCCCACGCGAGGGAACCGCUCAAACCUUCGCGGUCGUCGUACAUUCUUUCUGGACCCCGCAUCGCGCCUCUACGCCCUCGAAAACCCUGGAAAGAAAUCCCCCGAUGGAAUGGAUCGUUUUCUCGCCUCGUGUUCGUGACGAUUCCGCUGGGGGCAGUGCCGUACCUGACGGGGGAGGAGGACGUUUGAGAAUUCGAUGACACAAGUAGUUGAAAUUGAAGUCGCAUGCAUAUGAGGGAAAUGUACGCAACGGUCCGGAUGAAAGCUAUGGCCGCAUGAUCCACUACGGAGAUAGAAACUGUGUGGCAUAGAAUGUUUGUAGAUGAAGAACGGUUUCGUACAGGGAUGGUGACUGCAUGAGAUUCAGGGGAUCGUGCGGGCGAUGGAAACGGCAUGAAAUGUGAGAACAUGAGAACAGGUCGGCUUCGUGUAAUCCCGAAGUGUUGCGAUAACGGAAUCAAUUCUUGUAAAUAUGUAUC
Messenger RNA from Chondrus crispus (carragheen), 1884 nucleotides. RefSeq lists its product as hypothetical. The record is from RefSeq and is a predicted model, not a curated record. Bases 1 to 1605 code for a protein of 534 amino acids. The transcript has 2 exons. Lineage: Eukaryota; Rhodophyta; Florideophyceae; Gigartinales; Gigartinaceae.